GUGCGGGCACUAAGACCGCAAGGCGUUCAUUUCCUCCGACGGUGGAUGCGGACGCCGGGAGGAGGAGAGCCCCGGAGCCAGGAGCUGGGAGCCGCGGCUGCACAGAGAACACGUAGCGACUCCGAAGAUCAGCCCCAAUGAACAUGUCAGUGUUGGCUUUACAAGAAUAUGAAUUCGAAAAGCAGUUCAACGAGAACGAAGCCAUCCAAUGGAUGCAGGAAAACUGGAAGAAAUCUUUCCUGUUUUCCGCACUGUAUGCUGCCUUUAUCUUUGGUGGUCGGCACCUGAUGAACAAACGGGCCAAGUUUGAACUGAGGAAGCCAUUAGUGCUCUGGUCUCUGACCCUUGCAGUCUUCAGUAUAUUCGGUGCUCUUCGAACUGGUGCUUAUAUGGUGUACAUUCUGAUGACCAAAGGCCUGAAGCAGUCAGUUUGUGACCAGAGUUUUUACAAUGGACCUGUCAGCAAAUUCUGGGCUUAUGCAUUUGUGCUAAGCAAAGCACCCGAACUAGGAGAUACAAUAUUCAUUAUUCUGAGGAAGCAAAAGCUGAUCUUCCUGCACUGGUACCACCACAUCACUGUGCUCCUGUACUCCUGGUACUCCUACAAGGACAUGGUAGCCGGGGGUGGUUGGUUCAUGACCAUGAACUACGGCGUGCACGCCGUGAUGUACUCUUACUAUGCCUUGCGAGCAGCAGGCUUCCGAGUUUCCCGGAAGUUUGCCAUGUUCAUCACCUUGUCCCAGAUCACUCAGAUGCUGAUGGGCUGUGUCAUUAACUACCUGGUCUUCUACUGGAUGCAGCAUGACCAGUGUCACUCUCACUUUCAGAACAUCUUCUGGUCCUCACUCAUGUACCUCAGCUACCUUGUGCUCUUCUGUCACUUCUUCUUUGAGGCCUACAUCGGCAAGAGGAGGAAAACAACGAAGGCUGAAUAGUGUUGGAACUGAGGAGGAAGCCAUAGCUCAGGGUCAUCAAGAAAAACAAUAGACAAAAGAAAAUGGCACAAGGAAUCACAUAUGGUGCAGCUAAAACAAAACAAAACAAAACACAUGAGCAGACACAAAACCCAAGGCAGCUUAGGGAUAAUAAGGUUGACUUAACCCAGUAAGUUUUAUGAUCCUUUUUGGGUGAGGACUCACUGAGGACACCUCCGUCUCAAAGGACUGCUGCUGGGGAAACCCCAUUCCCUCCUUACCUGUCAGCUCUAGGACAAAGGAGAACAAAAGUGAACCAGAGGCACAGAGAGAAAGAACUAGAAGGUAAACAAAAGCUAUUAACACUAUGGGGAAAACAUGUACUAAGUGUUCUAUUUCUCUAAGAAUGAAAGAAGUUUGCCUAAGCAACUGUGCGAGCACAUACCCACACAAUCCUUUCUAAUCUUUGUUGACACUAAGCUGGAGCCAAUAGAACAGAUCCAAAUGGAAGAGACACAGGGUGGAUAUCUAGAACCAUAAUGCUUUUGCAAAAAUUAAAGCCUUUUUAAGAGAGGUUAGUAGCUGUAGCCCCUCGUGAGAAAAGACGUCUUAAUCACCUCUCGUGAAAACGGAUGUAAACAAUUGUAUUAAAGCUAAGAGAUGGACUGGUGUUUUCUCCCUUCCUAACACAGUCUCGGGCUAGCCAGUUUGCCAGCACCAAACGGGCAUGAUAUUUUUCCAGGGUUCUCUCUGGGAGGAUGGAAACAGUGCAGACCAGGUCCUAAAGGGGUGGCUCCAGCUCAGAGCAUUCCUGAUAAUUUCACUGUAAUUUCUACUCUGAAAUGAGCUGUAAAGAAUUUUCCUUGGUUCAGUUGCCCCAGGCUUUUGAACAGAAGAGUAAAUACAAAAUAGAAAAGUUAAAACUCAACCAAAUGAUUUGAAAAUGGAUUCUGUACCACCUGUAAAAAGGACCAGCCCCAUACUGUUCUUGAGCUGGGAAAAGGAGAGUGGGGAAAGAAGGGAGCCAAUCAAUCCGACAGACACACUCUGUAUACCCCCUCUCUAUUUGUCUUCACAUACACACUCAUGACUUCCCAAAUGAAACCCUGUUGUACAGUCCAUAUUUUCUAUAUUUUUGUGAAUCUCAAAAAGAAAUCUGCAGGGCUCUUCCUGAUAUUGGGUGAACACUGUGUUUCCGCAUCAUCUGCAUUUGCUCCCCGAGCAAUGCAGAGGUGUGUAAAGUGCCCUCUGCUGGUCAAGUGGAGAUACUUCAACAAACGCUUCAUGGCAAGUUUGGCUGGAACAGUUGACAACAAAGGGCCCCCUAUAGACUUAUCCUUCAAAUUUUAAAUGAUAUAAAAUACUCAUCAUAUUUUUGGCCAAAUCAGAAGAUCUUCUUGCUUCAAGUCAGCUUCAGAAAUUUUUUUAAAAGGGACUUCUGCUCUGGAACUCAGAAAAUCAAUUUAUUAAGAGCCAUAUUCUUUAAAAAAGAAAGAAAGAAAAGAAAGCUAGAUAAUAUAAUAUUAUCUGUAAUACAGUCCUUUACAAGCCAAAUAAAUGUGUAAACAUUCCUAGUAUUUCAAAGAAGCAAUUAUGUAAAAUUGUUCAAUGUGAUAUGCUAGUAUUCUAAUUGGUUAAGUAGCUUCAUGAUUAGACAAACUAGAUGAAACGAUUAGCGGCUACACUGCAUAGAUUAUAUAUGCAUCACCACACAUACAUGCACGCGGAUGUGGGGUACACUCAACUUCAAAGCCCAAAUGAAUAGGAACACAUUUCCUGGCUAGCAGAAAAAGAAAACCGUUGUUUAUCUUUCUUGCUUUAUUUGAGAGUGUACAGUAAAAGGGAUUUUUUUCAGAUUAUUUUUAUAUUAUUUUAGCUUUAAUUGUGUUGUCAUUCAUGAAACAGAGCUGCUCCACUUCUCUGUCAGAGAUGACAAGGGCUUUCUCAGCAUCUUGUUUAUGUGUGGAAUUUAAAAGAAUAAAGUUUUAUCCCAUUCUGUGUGAA
Nyctereutes procyonoides (raccoon dog) is the source of this 2918-nucleotide messenger RNA. RefSeq names its product ELOVL fatty acid elongase 6 (gene ELOVL6). Gene Ontology annotation, biological process: sphingolipid biosynthetic process; fatty acid elongation, monounsaturated fatty acid; very long-chain fatty acid biosynthetic process. Bases 138 to 935 code for a protein of 265 amino acids. Gene Ontology annotation, cellular component: endoplasmic reticulum membrane; endoplasmic reticulum. The transcript is spliced from 5 exons. NCBI's taxonomy places the organism in Eukaryota, Metazoa, Chordata, Mammalia, Carnivora, Canidae. The record is from RefSeq and is a predicted model, not a curated record. Gene Ontology annotation, molecular function: fatty acid elongase activity.